Trichomycterus rosablanca is the source of this 3632-nucleotide messenger RNA. RefSeq names its product TLE family member 3, transcriptional corepressor b (gene tle3b). Gene Ontology annotation, molecular function: protein binding; transcription corepressor activity. Bases 487 to 2787 code for a protein of 766 amino acids. Lineage: Eukaryota; Metazoa; Chordata; Actinopteri; Siluriformes; Trichomycteridae. Gene Ontology annotation, biological process: regulation of DNA-templated transcription; negative regulation of canonical Wnt signaling pathway. Gene Ontology annotation, cellular component: transcription regulator complex; nucleus. The record is from RefSeq and is a predicted model, not a curated record. The transcript has 21 exons.
CGCAGGAGACACGCACGGGUCCCGGGAUCAACUCUUCUCUUCGUCGUUGAGCUUCCCGACGAGCGAUUGAUGUGGAUUUUUUGAAUCGUAACGGUUACUCGUGAUCAGAGGGUGCCGACUUUGAUGUUUGAAGUUUGAAAUUUAAAAUUUGAAUCGUUGCUUUAUUACGUCGGAAAGGAUUCGACCGUUGGAGCUUUGGACCGUUGGAGUGGAAAAGCGCCUCAGCCGUCCGGAGUCGUUUCAGUUCUUGGAAUAAACACGACAAAACACGACAAAACACGAAGGCAGCACCUAGGGGACGGUUCGGACGCUUGUAUUUCAGCGCUGGGGGAAUAUCUGUCUUCAUUCUGUCUCAUUUGAGGAGUAUUUCACCCAGACAAAAGGAUCGUGAGGUUAACUCGAACAGGAAAGCUGGGCUGGGUGGAAGGAGACCCUGAUCCGAUACACCUCCAAUACACCCCACACAUCGGAUAGGAUACACCCAAGAUGUAUCCACAGGGCCGGCAUCCGGCGCCUCAUCAACCCGGUCAGCCUGGGUUCAAAUUCACAGUGGCGGAGUCCUGUGACAGGAUCAAAGAUGAGUUUCAGUUCCUGCAAGCACAAUAUCACAGUCUCAAGGUAGAGUACGACAAACUGGCCAACGAAAAGACGGAGAUGCAGCGUCACUAUGUCAUGUACUAUGAGAUGUCGUAUGGACUCAACAUUGAAAUGCACAAACAGACCGAGAUUGCAAAGCGCCUCAAUGCAAUUCUUGCUCAAAUUAUGCCUUUUCUGUCACAAGAGCACCAACAGCAGGUCGCACAGGCUGUUGAGCGUGCUAAGCAAGUGACAAUGACCGAGCUUAAUGCCAUCAUCGGGGUACGUGGACUUCCAAAUCUACCUCUCACCCAGCAGCAGCUCCAGGCUCAGCACCUCUCUCAUGCGGCUCAUGGUCCUCCUGUCCAGCUGCCGCCCCACCCGUCAGGCCUGCAGCCCCCCGGCUUGCCCCCGGUCACCGGCUCCAGCUCCGGUCUGCUUGCGCUCGGAGCGCUGGGGAACCCGGCACACCUUCCGGUCAAAGAUGAGAAGAACCAUCACGAUCUGGAGCACAGAGAUCGGGAGUCGAGCACGAAUAACUCCGUGUCACCGUCCGACAGCUUGAGGGCCAGCGAGAAGCACAGGGCUUCAUCUGACUACAGUCUGGAUUCAAAGAAACGCAAGAUGGAGGAGAAGGAGAACAUGAGCAGAUAUGACAGUGAUGGCGACAAAAGCGACGACCUGGUAGUCGACGUCUCCAACGAGGACCCAGCCACACCGAGGGUCAGUCCCUCUCACUCGCCUCCAGAGAACGGCCUGGACAAAGCAAGGGUGCUGAAGAAAGAUGCCCCGAACAGCCCGGCCUCCGUGGCUUCAUCUGGGAGCACGCCAUCUUCCAAAGCUAAAGAGCACCCUCAUAACGACAAAUCCUCCACGCCGGGCCUGAAGUCCAACACUCCCACUCCAAGAAAUGAUGCGCCCACACCAGGAACCAGCAGCACGCCGGGACUGAGGCCUAUACCCGGCAAGCCUCUUGGCAUGGAGGUCCUGGCUCCUGCCCUGCGAGCUCCCCUGUCCUACGCCAGUCCGUUCGCAAUGAUGGGCCAUCACCCAGAAAUGAACGGUUCUCUGGCCAGUCCCGGAGUCUAUAGCCUCAUCCCUUCUCAGAUGAGCGCAGCCGCCACUGCAGCGCAUUACGGCCGGCCGCCCAUGCCGGGAUUCGAUGCGCAUCCGCACAUGCGGGCUCCCGUUCUCCCGACCGGCCUCACGUCCAUCUCUGGAGGAAAACCAGCGUACUCUUUUCACGUCAGCGCAGACGGUCAGAUGCAGCCUGUCCCCUUUCCUCCGGAUGCGCUGAUCGGGCAGGGCAUCCCACGUCACGCGCGCCAGAUCAACACCCUCAGCCACGGUGAAGUGGUGUGCGCCGUCACCAUCAGCAACCCCACGCGCCACGUUUACACCGGAGGCAAGGGCUGUGUUAAGAUCUGGGACAUCAGCCAGCCUGGCAGCAAGAGCCCCGUGUCCCAGCUGGACUGCCUGAACAGGGAUAAUUACAUCCGCUCCUGUAAGCUGCUUCCUGACGGCCGCACUCUAAUCGUGGGCGGCGAAGCCAGCACUCUGACCAUUUGGGACUUGGCUUCUCAGACGCCGCGCAUCAAGGCUGAGCUGACCUCGUCGGCCCCGGCCUGCUACGCUCUGGCUAUCAGCCCCGACGCCAAGGUCUGCUUCUCCUGCUGCAGUGACGGCAACAUCGCCGUCUGGGACCUGCACAACCAGACGCUUGUUAGGCAGUUCCAGGGCCACACAGACGGCGCCAGCUGUAUAGACAUCUCUCACGAUGGCACCAAGCUCUGGACUGGCGGCCUGGACAACACCGUCCGCUCCUGGGACCUGAGGGAAGGACGACAGCUCCAGCAGCAUGACUUUACCUCACAGAUCUUUUCUCUUGGUUACUGUCCGACUGGCGAGUGGUUGGCUGUAGGAAUGGAAAGUAGCAACGUGGAGGUUCUUCACCAUACCAAACCAGAUAAAUACCAGCUCCACCUACAUGAGAGCUGUGUUCUCUCCCUCAAAUUCGCCUACUGUGGUAAAUGGUUUGUGAGCACAGGGAAGGACAAUCUGCUGAACGCCUGGAGGACGCCGUACGGUGCCAGCAUUUUCCAGUCGAAAGAAUCCUCAUCUGUCCUGAGCUGUGACAUCUCUGCUGACGACAAAUACAUCGUGACUGGAUCCGGAGACAAGAAGGCCACAGUGUACGAAGUGAUCUACUAGACUUCUGAACAAUCCACUAGAUCCAUCUAAGGACCUCUGACUUUAUCUCCUAUUUUUUGCCUUUCUUGUGGCCUCCUAUUGGAAUCGGGACAGCGCUGACUCUUUCUCCAAAGACCUCCGGACCUUAAACCCAUGCGCGACGCCUACAGUCGGGUUCAGAAUUCACAAAUGAUGUUUGAGAUUUUUUUCUCUUUUAAUAAGGGAACGACCCGUUCCUGGAUCUUUUUUGGUACAAUGAUCUUUACUAAAUUUCGGACCUGUCUCAGACGGCACUAGAAGUACACACGGUCUUGCCUUUUCUUUAAGUGGACUCACAAGGAUUUCUGGAUGUGUGCUUAUUUUUUUUGUUUUGCUUUUUUUUUUUGCAGCUGAAGCAACCGAUCUGUGAUGCACUGUGAAGCAGUGCUUCAUUUUUAGCCUCCCAUUCCCUGGACAACUUGUGAAAAGUGUAUAUAUGGAAUAAUAAACAUUUUAUAAAUAUAUAUGAUUAUAUGUACAUAUAUAUAUUUCCUUGUCCUGGUAUACUUGUGUUGGGUAACUUUGUCCUAAAUGCUUGAUAAACGUAGACUUAGGGACGACUUUUUUAAAGGUGGAAUUGUCUUGUUUUUAAUUUUUGUAAGACUCUCUGGGUUACAAAUCGCCAGUGGAUGGACACUGGACAUUCAGUGGAAGGACGUUCAGUAGCUUGGUAGCUAGCUAUGUGACCGUGGAUGCACGACUGGUGGACACUGAGAAUGGUAUUUCCCUGGACGAUGCCAAUUUGCAUUAGACUCUGCCAAAUACUGGAGAGCACCCAGGGGAAUGUGGGGAGGUGUUUGUAAAUUAAAACCAAUAUUAAACUUGGA